ACAGACCCUUUUUCGUUCAAGUAAAGAUCCCUAUGGAGUGUAGUGCACUAUGUAGUGAUGCUGCCUUCUGCUGGAGCUGCACCGCUCCACCGGCCCGUGCAGAGAUGGCGAGGAAACCCCGCGGACACGGCACUGCUUUUUCAUGACGGUGAGUUUCCCCUUUGAGUGUAUUAUAAUUUUGUGAUAAAAAUUUCAAGGAAAAAACACACACAACCUCCUUCCUCCCCUUCCUUCGGGGAGGGAAGAGCAAGCGUGGAGAGAGAAAAAUCUAUCUGAGACUGAGCAGCAAGGACAGUGAGGGGAAAUAUAUAUGAGUGGGAGAGGGAGAAAGAAGAAGAAGAAGGAGGAGGAGGAGGAGGAGGAGGGGGAGCAAAUUAAAAGUUGCCAAAUGGAGAUAUUGGGUUUCAAGAGGAGUUAGACAGGAGUGUCAUGGAUGAUGAAGACGACCGCCGUCUUCUGGAUUUUAUAGGAGAUGUGCAAGCAUUGAAUGAGUAUCUUCAUGGUUCAAAUAGUAAAUCUAUUGGAGAAGAUGAUGUGACUAAUGCAGCGUUUGGGUCGGCCAGUUCAUUCUUAACUAGUGACACAGGUGGCUCCAACAAUGGACUCAAAGAUGACCACAAUCAUUUGGGAGAAUUUGGGGAGGCUGGUGGAGCUGAGCUUCAGCUCUCAAGCAGUCUUCCGUUCAUGGAGGAUGACCUCGACAGUGGAACCUCACAAGAUGGGGUCGAUCUUGGGGGCGAGGACCAACCCUUCGACAUCCUUCAGAAGUCAUUGCUGGAAGCAGAUAUUACAGAGCAGACAUUGGCUCAAGAAGCCCUUUUGGACUCCCAGCCCUCUUUCAUUCCCACAGCUUCCGCUUUCCCUCAGCAGCUGGUCUCUGGAGGGUUUGGAGGUAUCGCAGGUCCUGGUGUGGUGGCACCAUUGGCACAACCUCAGGCUUUUAUCCAGCAGGUUCCCCAACUACCCUUGCCAAACGGCCCUGCUGGACACAUCCAGGUAGUGGGAUCCUUCAAUGGCAGUGCCUCCUCCAUGAUGACUAUCAACAGUUUGGAACAGCCUCAGAUCCUUUUGAGGCAGAGCGGAAAUGUAGUGACAAACAACAGCGGACAAGGUACCAUGUUCACCCCUUCUGCAGCUGGUCAGGUGUCAAUGUCCUUCAAUAAAGGGACGAUACCGCUUCAGAAUUUUAUCAUCCAGAGAGGCCCUAUGCAACAGACAUUGAUUAGAUCCAUUCAGCCUAAACCCUUACAGACAGGGGGACAAACUGUAUACAAUAUCAGCAACAUCGGACUUCAACCCAGCACCACAACUACUGCGAAUUUAGUCAGUAACUCCUACACAGCCAGUGGCUCUCCUCAGUCUGCUCAACAGGUGAAAGUGGUCAAUUCAGCCAGCAGCAUUUUAAUGCAUUCACCUCUGGGGCAACAAGCGCAACCACAGUCCCAGUCCAGUCUGCCUCAAGGGCAGUUUUUGCUACCCACUUCUGUUUCCCUCACCCCUGGUACGACUGUUCACAGCUUCCAGUCUGUGAAUGGGCAGGUGUUACAAACAAACACUCAAGUGGGCGACCCGUCGUCAAUGUGCACUACCACCUACUCCAUCCUCACCAAUCAGAACACAACAGUACAGCUUCUUGCUGGGCAGAACUUUUCAACUGGAGGGCAGCUUAUAGUCAAUCAAGGUUUGGUUGCUGGAGGUCAAAUAGGCCAAGCUUCACCAACACCUGUUGUGCAGGUGUCUCAAAGGCCUGGUGCCAUGGCCAAAGUUUGGACUGCCAGCGCCUCACCUAGCCCAACCCCUGUACAGGCGUCACAGGCUUCGGGCCACCUCACCAUGGUCAGCUCAGUCCAAGGCCCACAGGUUUGUCAACAGUUAUCUGUGACCCCUGGACAGCACCUCCUUAUGCCUGUGGCCCAGAACGUUCCAGCUACUUCUGGUGUUCAGGAGUUACAAGUUUCUUUAAACCAGGACACCAUAGCAGCAACACAAAGGGGGCAAACACAAUUAGUUAAUCUUCUUGGUACCAAAGCUGUGAAAACGCUCACUCCUGCCAGUCAGGAAUUGCCUUUUACACUGAAGCGACCUGCAACUCAACAACUUACUAGAGGAGAAAUGGUUCUCCAGCAGUUAAGACGAGAUCACAGUAGAGUCAUGUCUUCAGAGCGGACGCCCUUCACUUCAUUUAAUGAUGUCAUUGACAGAUUACUGCCCUAUCAUGUUUUCCAAGGCUCACCACCACAAGAUGAAGAUUUCAACAAAGUUGACGAGGAGUUUGAGGCAGUUGCCAUACAAGUGUUAAACAGAACGCAGGCCAUGGUGAACAAAUACAGGCGCUUACUUAUGGUGGAGGCAGAGAUGUCCAGCCCUUCAUCAGAAACGGUGAUGAUUGACAGGACUUUUAAUCAAGAGGAACGGGGCAACUUGACCCAAGACAAACGAAUGGUAAUAGUGGAUCCAGAUGGCUUCCUGGAAGACUUCUGCUGUGGCCCUAAACUGAAGAUCCGAAGUACAGAAGUUUUGACGCCCGCCACCCAUGAGGGCAAUCCCAGCGUAAUGGAGACAUCCCCAAGGCAUUCCAUAAGUCACACCGAAAGAGAUGGGCAGGGUGUGAACAGCCACACAGAACCUGCUUAUAGGACAGAACCUCAACAACAAAGAAUGGAGGAACACAGAAGAACUCCCAUCAAGUGCAUCCUGGACCUAAAAAAAAAUAAAUUCAACAACCUAAUCAGCAGCAACAGUCAACCUGCUCACUACCCUGCAUCUCCCAGCCAAUCACAGCAUAGCUCCACCCAAGGCAACCCUUCAAACCUGGAGCAGGGUCAUGAACAUCAACUUCCCUCAGAUCAUAGUCAAGCCCCAUUGGCUGACACUGACUCUGUGCUUGAGGCUGCCGUGAAUAGCAUCUUAGAAUGUUAGACAGUGCCAUAUUUAUGUUUGUUAGUUGUUCCAUGGUAAUCUCAUUUCAUGCCAUUUGUGUGCAAGCUGAACGGACGUACAUUGGCAUUAUCGCGGGUUAAAAUCCACACAUGUGCAUGACCAUGUCGAUCA
This is a messenger RNA of Cyprinus carpio (common carp), 3051 nucleotides long. Its product is annotated as BRD4-interacting chromatin-remodeling complex-associated protein-like. NCBI's taxonomy places the organism in Eukaryota, Metazoa, Chordata, Actinopteri, Cypriniformes, Cyprinidae. The record is from RefSeq and is a predicted model, not a curated record. Gene Ontology annotation, biological process: positive regulation of DNA-templated transcription. Gene Ontology annotation, cellular component: SWI/SNF complex.